Molecule: messenger RNA, 1125 nt
Organism: Maniola jurtina (meadow brown)
Lineage: Eukaryota; Metazoa; Arthropoda; Insecta; Lepidoptera; Nymphalidae
Product: zinc finger and BTB domain-containing protein 49-like
Exons: 6
Coding region: 1-1071 (356 amino acids)
Biological process (GO): regulation of DNA-templated transcription
Molecular function (GO): DNA-binding transcription factor activity, RNA polymerase II-specific; RNA polymerase II cis-regulatory region sequence-specific DNA binding
Source: RefSeq, a predicted model, not a curated record
AUGAAUACAAAACGCGUCCCAAUGGACGUAGACGAAGAAAUUAAAUCGGAGUCUUGCAGAAUUUGCUUAACUCCAAACAAUAAAAUGAUUAAUAUAUUCGCUAGAACGCUGUUAACAAAAAUUGAAUACUGUACCGGUAUUAAGAUCUGCCAAAAUUUUUUGGAAAGCAACAUAAAAACUGAGCAGACCCAUGACACUAGCAAAAUUGUUGACAAGGAAAGUGAUGAGGACUUUUUCAACGACGGUUGGCUCAAACGGGACCAGUCUAAUAACAAUUUUAACGGAGAGUGUUUCAAAAAAGAUCAUUCCAAUGACAAGUUUAACGAAAGUAGUGACAAAGGAGAUCAUUCCAGUGAUAAUUUUGACGAAGAAUAUUUAGAUGAAGAUUAUUUAAAAGAGAACUUAAUUGGAGACCAAAUUAACGAUGCUGACAAUGUAAUAAAUGAUGGUAGUGAUCAGAACAAUGGUAUAACAAUUGUCAAAGAGGAGAUCAAAUGUGAGUAUGAAGAAAGCACGGAGGAUGUACCAAAGGAAAUAUUACAAAGUUUGGAAGGGAAGAGUAGUAUUGAUAGACCGAGAAGGACACCUAAACCUAGCUACUACACCGUGUCGAACCUGCGCGACCACGUGCGCAUCGUGCACGAGCGCGUGCUGCGCUACGCGUGCCACAUCUGCGGCAAGAUGUUCUACGACCGGACGCACCUCCGCCGGCACGUCGACUCGCACAGCGACAUCAAACGCUACUACACCGUGUCGAACCUGCGCGACCACGUGCGCAUCGUGCACGAGCGCGUGCUGCGCCACGCGUGCCACAUCUGCGGCAAGAUGUUCUACGACCGGACGCACCUCCGCCGGCACGUCGACUCGCACAGCGACAUCAAACGCUUCGAAUGCGAAGUCUGUCACAGUGCGUUCACGCGUCGCUGCCACUGGAAGAAGCACCUUCUGAAGCAGCACAGCAUCGCUAUACCUGCGCAGCGGCCCGGCCGUGUUCGCGUCGGAGCUACCGGCGACUCGCUCGCGCCUGAUGCGGCCGACGCGGCGCGGCACUUGCGCAGCAAUUAUGUUUAGCUAAUGAUAUUAAAAAAUAGAAAUCAUUUAUGUAACUGUACUUAAUUAAAGAUU